Aureobasidium melanogenum CBS 110374 is the source of this 1386-nucleotide messenger RNA. RefSeq lists its product as uncharacterized. The record is from RefSeq and is a predicted model, not a curated record. The transcript has 5 exons. Lineage: Eukaryota; Fungi; Ascomycota; Dothideomycetes; Dothideales; Saccotheciaceae. The annotation marks the transcript as partial.
GGCAGUCUGAAAGGUGACGACAGUCUUGCGAGUAAUGUUACCAGAAUAUCACGGGCUAUCAAGCCAGCCAGUUCAGACUCAAUUCCACAAAUAGUGUACUACCAUUACGGCGUUGGAAGUCAAGGUGGCAUCGUUGACAGAGUCUACGGAGGAGCUACAGGGCAAGGCUUGUCCGAAGCAGUACGGGAAGGAUACAGCUACCUUGCGACGAAUUGGGAGAUUGGCGAUGAGAUCUUCUUGUUUGGAUUUAGUCGUGGAGCCUUUACCGCACGCGCUAUUGGAGGCCUCAUCGACAACAUCGGUAUGCUAACCAAGGACGGCCUGCCGUACCUGGCAGAGAUAUUCAGAGACGUUCAACACCGACAUGAUCCGGACUACAAGCCAAAACACCCAAAUAAACCUUUCAAGAACAAACCGAGUGCCAUGGAUCCAAGGUAUCGCCACGAGCUGGAGAGAAGAGGUAUGACGAGACUUCGCGUUCCUAUCAAGGUUAUUGGCGUCUGGGACACUGUCGGCUCGUUGGGUACCCCGAGAAUCGGUUGGCUGGAAAAGAUAGGUGUUCAGAGCUCAGCCAGUAAACGCAUGUCCUUCUACGACACAAGAUUACCUGAUUGUGUCGAGUACGCGUUUCAAGCUUUAGCUCUUGACGAGCGUAGAUCUGCCUUUUCGCCAGCUCUGUGGGAGAAGAGGCCUGGUAACACGACUGUACUUCGGCAAGUAUGGUUUCCAGGAGUUCAUUCAAACAUUGGCGGAGGAUUGCCUGAUCAGGAACUAGCCAAUAUCACGUUGGCUUGGAUGAUGUCGCAGGUGACGCCGUUCCUUGACAUGGAUCUGGAUUAUGCUUUAGAUCAACAGGACGACACCGAGCAGUACUACAAGGAGACGAAACAAAAGUCACGUCCUUGGUCGUUUGGAAAGAUCGUGAACUCAAUGACUGGUAUAUAUGCUAUAGGCGGUGCGACAACACGAACGCCAGGACGAUAUUAUGUUGUUGACCCUACAGAUGGCCGUAAGACCGAUAUACCACUACAGGCAACACACGAAUAUAUGCAUCCAUCAGUGCGAACCCGCUUCCGACUCAAAGGACCUGGUGUAGAUGACGAAGGGACCUACGACCCUAAAGCUUUGCAUGACUGGAAGUUGUUCGUAGAUUACGAUGGAGAAAAAGGCCGAGGUGGUCGACCGGAUGUCUUCUGGAAGCUGCGCACAAAUGAGCGAAACGUGACUACUCGCCUGAUACCAGAAGCACCACUAUUGCCACUGGAGCGAGAGCUGCUGGAAAUGGACCCCGAGAUGGAGGAAUUCGUCUUCAGACCUGCGCCUACUGCGAGGAACAGUGUACGGCGUGCGCGUGCAAAUAGUCGGAGCCAGAGUCGUAGGCGAUGA